Molecule: messenger RNA, 2529 nt
Organism: Caenorhabditis bovis
Lineage: Eukaryota; Metazoa; Nematoda; Chromadorea; Rhabditida; Rhabditidae
Source: the annotation of a GenBank genome assembly
AUGUCAAAAGACAUUGACAUAUCAAUACGCUACUUGGAUAAUGUACUCUCUUCAAAUAAUUCAAAUUUGAUUUUGAACACUACUGCUGCCUUGUUGGAAGCAAUAUCGAAAAAUUGCAAUACAAAUAAUCCAGAAGUUAAACGAGCUGUCAUUUCCACAAUUAAACUCAUCGACAAAAAAUGUUUCCUUAAAGAGGAAGUUGAUUCUUGCCUGAUUAAAAACUCUCUCAACACAACACAUUUGAUUUGCUCCAAACAUCCAAAAACCGAAGCACAAAACAUUCAGAAAACCCCGAAAAACAAUAAUCAAAACGAGGAAUUUGUUUCGAAUAAUGUGGAAAACAAUGUAAACGAGGAAGAGAAUAUUGAUCAUUUGCUCAGUCAAUUGAAUUUGAAGCGUGUUCCAAGUUUUUGCCCAAAAUUUCCAGAUCUUGGAGAUGAUUCUGACGACGAUUCCGGAGUUACUACCAAACAGAAGGAAGAGGAAAGAGCUGAGCAACAUGGCCAAAAGGUUUACGAGGAAGAAAUAGUUAAAUUACCAGAUGGAAGUGAAAUCAGAAUGAAGAAAACAAAAACUGUGAAUGUGAAACAGACAACGAAACACGUAACGAUUUCUACGAAAAGUGCGAAUAUGCCGGAAGUAAGUCGUUCGUUCCUAAAUACAAAACGAGGAUUCGAUGAAGACGAAGAAGAAGAGAAUACAAGAUUCGAAAUGCAAUCAAAGAUUGACCCUUUCGAAAAAUUUCGAUUAAUGCUUAAAGACAAAGAGGUUGAAGGGGAAAAUAUGGAAAGUUGCGCGCCCGGGCAAUCUUCGAAGUCAAAGACUAUCGAAAGAACCAGUGAAAUCUCGCAAAAGGUUUCCGAGAAAAAGGAACGGGAUGGUAGAUUAUUGGCUGAACACGAAGCUUCAAAAUUAGAUAAGAGUAACUUAUUCGCAAAACAAGUCGACAGCUAUCAAGAAUCACAAGUCGCGACACCACCUCGAAUGCACGUCGUCGAGUAUAUGAUGAUGUUCGGCGACGAUAAAAAGAACAACGAAAAUGAGUAUUUAAAAGGAACCACAAUAACAUCCUACGUUCGACUCAAUAACAAUUUGAGGAACCAUGAAGAGCAGUUUAAGAAAAGAAUACAGUUUGAAUUCAGCACUGCUGGAACAUCAGCUACCCUCGAUCUCGAUCUUCUUGCGGAGUUACUUAGCCAAGCUGAUUUUGCAUCUCUUAGACCCCCUCAAAGAUGGGCUGAAGACCGCAUUGAAGAAGAUAAAUUGGAAGCGAUUGACUGGCAAGAGGAAGAGCUCAAUGAGCCAGAACGCGACCUUCUUGUUGAGAUGGAUAGCGCCGACUACGUGAUUUUUCGCGAGAAAGAUGGAAAAGCACAGGAAGUUCGCGGUGGUCCACGCGACGCGCUUAUUGUUUACGCCACCCAAGCAUCUAGAUCUUCUUUACUGUAUCAAGAAGCGUUUCUAGUCACUUUUCGUACAAUAAUCCCCACUAUCGAUAUCUUAAACAAACUCAUCAAACGUUAUAUCUUUAUGUGUAUGGCAAAUGAUGAAGUGUCGAUAUCGGCAGCUAAAAAUACAUUCUCAGUGAUUGUCAGAAUAAUUGACGAAAUUGCGUAUUAUGAACUCAAUUCCUCAUUAAUCACAUCGAUCACUUCAUUUGUCUAUCGUUUGAUUCUUGAUGGCAACUUUAUUCACGCUCGCAUUUUGAGGGAGCGACUGUUGGAUAGAAUAAAAGAGCCUUUGGACAUUCAUUCCGUUUUAGCAACAAAUAUCUCCCGUCCCAAAAAACCUCACGAUCUCUUUGACUUUAAAUCUGCUGACAUUGCUUCACAAUUAACAUGGAUCGAUUCCCAACUUUAUCAUCGCAUCGAGACAGCCGAGCUUCUGUGGUGGGCAGAAGACCAAAAUGUUCAGAAAUGCCCAAAUCUUUCAGCAUUUACACAACAAUUCAAUAAUCUCUCAUUCUGGGCCCGAACGUUGAUAAUUUCCCAGAGUAGUUACAAGGAAAGAGAGAAGUACAUGAUGAAAUUCAUUAAAAUAAUGAAGCAUCUUCGUGAAAUGGGCAAUUUAAAUUCUUACUUAGCACUGCUCAGUGCAGUUCUGUCAACUCCACUUUCUAGACUUGAAUGGAACAAACCGGUGAAGGAAGGCAUCAAGGAACAUCAAGCCGUAUUGGAUACUUCGCAAUCCAAUAAAAGCUAUAGAGCUCUUCUCCAAAGCUGCAAACCUCCAUGUAUUCCAUAUAUGGGAAUUAUUCUUCAAGAUUUGACAUUCGUUCAUUGUGGUAAUCCAAAUAUGAUUCCAGCUGAUUAUUGUCAAGGAAAGAGCAAUAUUGUAAACUUCCUCAAACGUUGGAACCAAUACGCCAUUCUCGACAGCAUUCGCAAACUCAAAAAAUGGAACUAUGAUAUCACCAAAAAUGAUACAAUCAUUCAAUUCUUCAACGAGUUCAAAGACCGGAUGACAGAAGACCAGACUUGGGAAAUAUCGUAUCACAUCAAGCCAUCCGGACGCGCAUUCAAAGAAUAA